This is a messenger RNA of Suillus paluster, 699 nucleotides long. RefSeq lists its product as uncharacterized. NCBI's taxonomy places the organism in Eukaryota, Fungi, Basidiomycota, Agaricomycetes, Boletales, Suillaceae. The transcript is spliced from 2 exons. Bases 1 to 699 code for a protein of 232 amino acids. The record is from RefSeq and is a predicted model, not a curated record.
AUGUGUGCUACUGUCCAACAGACAACUGAAGUCGGCAUCAUCAUGGUCACCACCCUCUCUAGUUCGAUGGCAUCUGCCAUGAAUACCCCCACCUUCUUCAGUGCCCAGCCACCCUCCUACUUGGGAGAUGUUGCCCACCAGCAUGAGCUCCCCCUCUGGUGGCUGCAUUAUGAACUUCAAGUUGGAGCUCACUUGUGCCUUGGUCUUUCAGUGAUUCUAAUAGGUUAUGAGCCCUGCGCUUUAAGGAAUGCUGAACUAGUCUGUAUGACUAUGGUUCGCUCCCUGGGCGAGGAAUACAACCAUUUUGCGUCCUCCCUCAUGCUACUCAAGUCCUUGGACAAGGAGGAGCUCAAGUCAGCCUUCCUAGCAGAGGAAUUGCAGCGCAAGUUUCAUCCUGAAGGCCCUACUGGCGACUCAGCCCUAUUCACAUCCUCAGGAGAAUGUAGAUGUGGGACUAACAUUACCUGCUACUUCUGUGAGAAGGCUGGCCAUUGCACUCACAAGUGUAACGCUCUGAAGCGUGCCAAAGACAAUGCAAAGUCUGGCAAUGGUCAAGGACCGCUCAAAAUGCCCAGAACGUCACAGAGUUCGCUGGAAAUGCAAGUCUUCGCUCUUUUGACCCUUCCCAUCCCCUAUGUCCUCUCCAAGUCAAUGCGAAGGCUGACUGGAAUGCAGACACAGGUGCCACUUCUCAUAUGA